Coffea eugenioides is the source of this 681-nucleotide messenger RNA. Its product is annotated as probable glutathione S-transferase parC. Gene Ontology annotation, cellular component: cytoplasm. The record is from RefSeq and is a predicted model, not a curated record. The transcript has 2 exons. Gene Ontology annotation, molecular function: glutathione transferase activity. Lineage: Eukaryota; Viridiplantae; Streptophyta; Magnoliopsida; Gentianales; Rubiaceae. Gene Ontology annotation, biological process: glutathione metabolic process. Bases 1 to 681 code for a protein of 226 amino acids.
AUGAGUGAGGCAAGUGAGGAGGUAAUUCUGUUACACUUCUGGACUAGCAUGUAUGGCAUGAGGGCAAGAGUUGCACUGGAAGAAAAAGAAAUUAAGUACGAGCACAAACAUGAGGAUCUAGAUACUGGCAACAAAAGCGAGUUGCUCUUGAAGAUGAAUCCAAUUCACAAGAUGAUUCCGGUUCUGAUUCACAAUGGAAAACCUGUUUGCGAAUCCCUCAUUAUAGUUGAAUACAUUGAUGAGGCGUGGAAAGGUAAAACAUCACUCUUGCCUUCUGAUCCUUACGAGAGAGCUCAAGCCAGGUUCUGGGCUGAUUUUGUUGACAGAAAGGUGUAUACAUAUGGCCGUCAAGUCACGUGGUCAAGAAAAGGAGAAGAGCAAGAAGCUGCAAAGAUUGGCUUGAUAAGCUCCAUCAAGACGCUGGAGGAGGAAGCCCUCGGAGACAAACUUUACUUUGGGGGUGAAAAGUUUGGGUAUCUUGACGUUGCUGUUAUUGGACUCUGCAGUUGGAUGCAUACCUAUGAGACCGUUGGCAAGUUUAGUGCAGAGAUCGAGUGUCCGAAGCUGAUGGCCUGGGCUAAGAGGUGCAUGGAGAGGAAUAGUGUCUCCAAGUCUCUUCCUGAACCCGACAAGCUCUACAAAGGCAUUAUGGAAUUGAAGAUGUCUUUUGGACUUGAAUAA